AUAGAUAAGUUUUUUGUAUUAACCAUGGCAAUAAUGAUAUUUUGUUAAAUGCGGAAUUCCGUUUGAGAAUUUAAUUUUGUAAAUUGUUUAGCAAAAAAGUUAAAAAUUACUAUUACUUUGGUGUACAUCUAUUACAUAAUUCAAUUCGUCUCAGAACCCAUAAAAGUUAGUCGGUUGAAAUGUCAAAUAGUGACAGUCAUGUUGAUUCUGACAGCGAAGAGUUUGACUGUGAUAGUCGUAGGAUACCACUGGAACAUUUACCCAUGUUUCAGCGUUUGGCAUCAGUUAAUGGCAAAAUAAAUCGCAUGAAAAAACGUCAAUUGUUAGAUACAAUGAGAAAUAAAAUGCUCAAUACUGAUGGUGAAUUAGAUGUUUUGAAAAAACGUUUAAAAAACCACUAUAGAAUGCAAGCAUUGAUCAAAGCUAAAAUCUGUGAAUCUGAGGCAACUUAUUUUCCGUAUUUUGUUGUCAUUGAUAUUGAAGCAACAUGUACUGAAAAUAAUCCUGCUGAUUACAAGUUUGAAAUCAUAGAAUUUCCAGCUGUAUUGGUCGAUGCUAAAAAACGGAAAAUAAUAGAUCAUUUUCAAGCAUUUGUAAAACCAUCAAUCAAUCCAAAGUUAUCCGAGUUUUGCAUUAAAUUAACUGGUAUAACUCAAGAUCAAAUUGAUAAUGCUGAUUCAUUUGAAGUAUGUUUGACACGAUUUACUAAAUGGUUAGAAGAACAUGAACUUGGAAUUAAACACAAAUUUUCUAUUGUCACUGAUGGCCCAUUUGAUAUGGCUCGGUUUCUUUAUGGACAAUGUUUGAUGUCGGAAAUUCCAUAUCCAAAAUUUGCUACUAAAUGGAUUAAUAUAAGAAAAGUAUUUAAAGCGUUUUAUUUUACAAAACAAGUUAAGUAUUCAGUUCCUUGCAAUCUGAAUGCAAUGUUAACCUUUUUGGAUAUGGAAUUUGAAGGCAACCCUCAUAGUGGCCUAGAUGAUUCAUUUAAUAUAUCCAGGAUAUGUAUAAGAUUACUCGAAGAUGGAGCUUUUAUAGAUCAAAAUGAACGAAUUAUUUCGCUUAAAACCCCAACACCUUAUGGAAAAGAUGAUCCAUUGCCAGUAAGACCUGUGCACAAUAUAUUUUGUGAUGGAAUGCAUAGUUAUAACCAUAGGUGGUUUGUUACACAAUUGAAGAGUUUAGAUUUAAAUGAUGGCAUUUAACAUUGGCUAAAUUUAUUAAAAACUGUUUCAACAUUCAAUUGUUAUGUUCCUUCCAUUGUAAAAUAUGAUUCUUUGUUAACAACAUUUUAAAUUAUCUUUUAAUUUAAAAAUUUUAGUUGUCUUUAAUAUGACUUCAAGUCAAUUUAAUUGUGAUCAUUGUAAUAAUUAUAAUUUUAACAUAAAAUAAAAUAAUAUCUUUUUAGUUAUUAUA
Molecule: messenger RNA, 1413 nt
Organism: Acyrthosiphon pisum (pea aphid)
Lineage: Eukaryota; Metazoa; Arthropoda; Insecta; Hemiptera; Aphididae
Gene: Eri1
Product: exoribonuclease 1
Cellular component (GO): cytoplasm
Molecular function (GO): 3'-5'-RNA exonuclease activity; nucleic acid binding
Source: RefSeq, marked validated